UUUCUUCUUAAGGACCUAUUUAAAGGACUGACACAAGGCUUCAUGGGCAGAACUACUGCAGUGCAGCCGAUGCACUUGAUGUCACUGUAGCUAAUUGCUUACUUCAGACUUAAGCGUGGAUCACGGCACUAACAGUUAAAUUAUGCCAUUUAACUCCUUCCUUCCUUAGAAGUAGAUCAUGUCAGCCAAAUAAAUCUAAUUCAUGGUGACAAUUUACUUUUCUAUUAUACAUAGUGCAUUAUUUGAAAGGUAAUCCACAUUUUUCCUAAUUUUUUAGAAAACUGGAAGGUGUCAGAAAUGCAUGUCGUAUCUAAUAGGAUAAGUCUAAUUUCCUCAGAUGAUUUAGAAGUUGCUAAUGGUCAGUGCAAAUACAUUUCUUUCCUUAUUUGACGUUAUUAGUUUUUAACAGUGCAGCAACCCACCAGCCUACUUGGCAAAAGCAUUAGAAUGUUUUUAGAUUAUAAAUAUAAUAUUGGAGCCCAAAAGAAAAUCAAGAGGAAAGAGAAUUAACCGGAAAGGGCAAAGCUUCCAUAAUUAUAUUAUAUUAUAUUUCACAUCAUUCUGGUCCUUUUGAUAACUCUGGUAUCUCCCUCCUUGAUAACAAUAAUGCCAAGAUAGUGCAGUGGCAUUAUCGGUUGCCAUGUGAAUGACCUGUUCCUUGUUUUCUACUUUGCUAUGAUAGUUCAUAUUAAGAAGGCAUAGACAGUACUAUUGGCCAUAACAGGGUACAAUAUCACUGACUUUUUAUGAAAUAUUAGGUUGUGGAAGUAUGCACAUGCAAUUACUUUAUUUGGAAAGGCAAUGUGCAUAGGACCAAAAUAAACCCUGCACAGAAGACAUCAUGACAAAUACCACUGCCAUGUUUAAUUAUACUUUUGAAGAAAAACCAAACAGAUGCUACUUCUGACUCAAUGAACCGAAGAGAUUUUUACUUUGCUGGAUUCCUAAGUUGUUUGUACCUACAGUUUGAGUCAAUUGAAAAAGAAAGCACUAAUCCUUUACUUUUACAUUAGACACUUGUGUUAAAGUUACUGUUUUUAUUUUGGACAACUGAUUAUUUAAAAAAAAAUUGUUCUUCGACAGUUCUUUGGUAAUGGAAAUGGUUAUAUUCGUACUCCUGUCACAACUGUCCUGUGGUUUCUGCCUUUGGGUUAGCCUUUUCAGGUUUCUUUGCAAUCAAAUUAAAUGCUUUUUUUUAUAAUUAUAAUUAUUAUUAUUAACAUUAUGUUAUGUAUUAUACUAUUUUCCACAAAGAUUCUGAUACUGAGUACACUGGGAAUGGUAUGAGUUUAUUGGACAUGUGAUUUUGCACAAUGAUCCCUAAAUGUACUUUGACCUAAAUUGACUAAUAAGCUUUUCUUGGUGAACAAGAAAAGCCCAAAAGAUGUAUACCUAUGAUGCUUUUAUCAAUGUUACAUACUUUUCAAAGAAAAAAAUUGUUUCUCUGUCGUCCUGUGUACUGUUUGUGUUACCUGAAAACGGCCAUGUGUUUGAUUAGUGUUUUGUAUUGCCUUUACAUUAAAUGGGGGAGACAUUAAACGUUUGUGUUUAAGGAAUUUUAAUAGCAGGCGGUGGCCGCUAGAUGGCGCCAGCACUCCUUUCUCUUAACUUGUCCGCCAACAUUCAACAGAAUUUAUUUUUAAAGUAUAAAAGAAAUAUUGCAAACUGUUAAAAUCAGUAUGAGUAGAGAUUCAGGUUGAAGACAAUAUUUCACGUGCACUUAACAGGCUUUUAAUUAGUUAUUAUCAUGACUGGGUCCAGGGUUCACUGGACUGUCACAGGAUUCAUACUUCCACGCAUUCGGUUUCGUUUAACUUGAUUUGCAAAGAAAUAGAAAGUGAAAGUUAAGUGAGUAGUUAAACUACUCUACACUACUCGACUCUACUCGACUCUACACUACUAACUAUUCGCGAGCGGUUUUCUGAUAUCAUAAGAGAAGCCUUCCUUCAGACAAAAGAUGCUUGAGGAGGAACUUAAGAAACUGGAGUGCCACUUCACUUGGGACUUACAGAAGGAGGAUGCUGAUCUUAAUUACCUGGAGAUCAAAUUCACUGAGAGUCUGUCGGUCCAGACUGAUCAUGUAGGGAAUAUCAGACAGAGAGAGUUAAAUUUUUGUGCUUACGUCUAUCACUUGCAGGGCUUCAGUGACAAGGCACGCGAGUGUUUGGAAAAAGCAAAGGAAGAGCAAAAUGAUAAUUCCCACAAUAUAGUCACGUAUGGAAAUUUAGCCUGGUUGCACCAUCACAUGGCUGAUGAUACCAUGGCCAAAGUAUAUUUGGAGAAAUUGGCACAAAUCUCCGGAGCAUUCCCUACUCCAGCAGAAAACUUGCUCCGUGAGGUCCUGAGUGAAAAGGCGUGGUCUUUUCUGCGUUUCUCCAAAAAGCACUAUAUCAAGGCAAAAGAGAUCUUUCAUGAGGCUCUACAGAAAGAACCAGAAGACAAAGAGUGGAACACUGGCUAUGCCUUCGCUCUGUUUCACCUGGAGGGCUUGGAGAUCAGGGAGGACAAGCGCAUACCUUUUGAAGAGUCGCCUGCAGUGAACCAGCUAAAGAGAGCCCUAACACUGGAUCCAGACAAUGCCAUGAUCCACGUCUUCAUGGGCCUCAAGUGCUACAAGAACAAGAGAAAUGCAGAGGCAUGGGGGCACAUGAAGCAAGCACUAGACAUGGCUCCAUAUGACUUGAGUGUUGUCCUGAGUGUUGCUAAAUUCAUGAAGAAGGAGGAGUGCUAUGACAUGGCACUGGGGGUGCUGAAGAAAAUGUUGGAGAAAGCCCCGGACUCCUCACGUUUGCACCAUGAAAUUGCCAAUGAUUACCGCUGGAAAGCUAUGCAGUUGAGAGACAUGCACAACCCAAAGCUCCUAAGCCUUUGCAUACACCAUUUAGAAGAGGGAGCCCGCCUAAAUCCAGAUUUCAUCUACCCGCAGAUUGAGUUAGCACACAGAUAUGCUGAAGUUGGGAACUACACUAAAGCAAAGCAAAAGUUCCAAGAGUUGUUUGCACGGCCGAACCUGCAGCCAGCAGAUCUCCAGGCUUGGCAUCGCAUCUAUGGAGACUUCAAUAUGUACCGUCUGGGCUCAGAGGCAACAGCAGUUAAGCAUUACAAAGAGGGCAUGGCACUGCAAAAAGUAUCCACUGAAUGGAAGAUCUGCAAAAAUAGACUCCACAAAGUCCUUCGCAAUACUAGAAAUGAUGUGUACCAGAUUCGAGAGUUCAUGCACUCUUUAAGAGAAAAUACUGCACGUAAUGAGAAUUAGAUUUGUGUAACUUUUGGUGUAACUUGUUAUCAAAUUGCUUAGAAUUUUCAAUAAUCAUGAUUAAUGUCAAGUAUAUUUCUACAAGAGCACUGCUUAACAUAUGAUCAUAACAAGAGCUGUUGCAUGAUUUCAAGAAAUGUUAUUAAGACACAGGGCUCUGUAACUUUGUGGAGGGAUUUUGCUGUAAUGUUUUGUCCCUUUAGAGAAAAGUGUCACUGAAAAUUAGUACAAAGUUAUUCUGACUGAUUGCCUUUACCCUAUCAUGAAAGAUUUCUAUUCUGAUUGGAGUGUUCCCUUCCAGCACCAAAAUCCCCUGGACUCACUGAAUGGUUUGAUGAACAUGACCAUCAAAGCCUUUCCCAAGUGCAUAUCAGCUCAACUGAACACCUACUGUGUGGGAGAUUUUAGACUGACACUCUCCACCACUGUCAUCAAAACAUUCUUCUUUUGGAAGAAUGGUGUUCAUCCCACCACUACAGUUCUAGAGACUUGUAGAAUCUGUGCCAAGGUGCAUUGAAGCUGUUCUGGUGGCUCAUGGUGGCGCUAAAUGUUAAUAAGUCAUGCUAUGUUGGUUUUUUCCUAUAUAUGUACGUAUGUUGGUCUUCUGUUUUCUCUUAAAUAUUGCACGAGCAUAGAUGUAAAGAUCUUUCUCAUUGUUCUAAAUGUCACGUUAUUCACUGUAUCUAAACAAUGAGCCAGUAGAACAGCCAUUUUAUAAUUGAAGCUCACGACAUCCACUCGCUAAUAAUCACUACUUAACAGCCACUUCGAUCUUUUCUUCUUGCCAUCAUGACCCAAAAUUGAGGGCAGCUGGGCUUCACAGUAUUUUAUACAUGCCAUAGGUGGCAUAGGUGGUUGUUAACUGUGUUAAAUGUUAUCACGAAAUACACCUGCCUGGAAGCAUCACUCAUUUUAAAAUUUAUUUAUAUAGUUCUUUCCUUUAAUUAUAUGUAUAUGUACUUACAGUAUUUGCAUUUUAGUGUAAUAUUUAACUAUCUAAACCUUUGCACAGCGUUGUUAAAAGGAAGACUAUUUGGUAACACCAAGUUACCUGAAGGACAUGGAUAAACCACACAUUAUUCUUCACUUAACUUGCUGUAAUGUGUGUGUGUGUGUGUGUGUGUAUGCCAAUCAAUUUCUCACUCUCUGACUUCAGCAUUACUGAAACUGCUAAUUAGGCCAAUUAUUUUCUGCUGCUUAAAUAAAUAAAUAA
Molecule: messenger RNA, 4469 nt
Organism: Pangasianodon hypophthalmus (striped catfish)
Lineage: Eukaryota; Metazoa; Chordata; Actinopteri; Siluriformes; Pangasiidae
Gene: ifit8
Product: interferon-induced protein with tetratricopeptide repeats 8
Exons: 2
Coding region: 1958-3256 (432 amino acids)
Biological process (GO): defense response to virus
Cellular component (GO): cytosol
Molecular function (GO): protein binding
Source: RefSeq, a predicted model, not a curated record